AAUAAGGCCUAAUUAAUUGAGGCCCCAAGAAAUGAGUAUAAUAUUUGGAGUGAACCGUGAGUGUGUGUAUCUAGAUUUAUAUAUAUAUGAGCACAACACAUGAUUAAGAUUCCCUUUCCACUUACUCCUCUCCACUCAUUACUACCUCCACUGCUCCUCCGUCGUCGCCGCCCUCCACCUUUAAUUCAUCCACCCAACUUUGGGGGAGGAGCAGCUGCACCACCACCUCUUACUUUACUAUUAUUACCCAUUUCAUUUCAUUGCUCUACAAAUUAAAUGGCUUCUUACUUCAAGAUUCUCUUGAUCAGUCUUCUCAUCCACAUCUCCCAAGGCAAAGGAGUUAAAGGUGCAACAUUCACAUUUGUAAACAAAUGUUCCCAAACCAUUUGGCCAGCAAUUUUAGGAAGCCCAGUGCUAGAGACCACAGGAUUCGAGCUCCCGAAAUCCGGCUCGCGCGCCUUCCAGGCCCCGACCGGCUGGUCCGGCCGCUUUUGGGGCCGGACCGGCUGCACCUUCGAUGAAUCGGGGCACGGCUCCUGCGCCACCGGCGACUGCGGCUCCGGGCAACUGGAGUGCAACGGCGCCGGCGCUACCGCCGCCACGCUGGCGGAGUUCACCCUGGGGUCCGGCUCCAUGGACUUCUACGACGUGAGCCUGGUGGACGGCUACAACCUGCCCAUGCUGAUCGAGGUGAGCGGCGGAUCGGGACAGUGCGCCUCCACCGGCUGCGUGGAGGACCUCAACCAGAGGUGCCCCUCCGAGCUGAGGACAGAGAACGGCGGCGCGUGCCGGAGCGCGUGCGACGCGUUCAACACUCCCGAGUACUGCUGCAAGGGCGAGUACGGGUCGCCUGCGACGUGCAAGCCGUCCAUGUACUCGCAGGCCUUCAAGAGCGCGUGCCCUAAAUCCUACAGCUACGCUUACGACGACGCCACCAGCACCUUCACCUGCACAGCAGCCGAUUACGUCAUCACCUUCUGCCCCUCCCAUCCUAGCCAAAAAUCAUCUAGUUCCGGGUCGGGUUCGGAAGCAGAAUCCGAUACAGAUACCGGGUCGGCAAGUGCAGGAUCCGGGUCGGUUCAGGAGGCGAUUUUGGCAGAUGGGUCAUGGUUAGCAGAUUUGGCAACAGGGGACUCCACUACAAGACUCUCUCCUAGUGCCACAGUACAAGCAUUACUGGCACUCACUGUUGUACAUCUCGCUGCUUCACUUGUACAUUUUCAAUUGUAACAUUUUUUUAGUUCGAUUCGUUUCCAGAAGCUUACGUUAGAGAAAUAACCCGAAAAAGAGGUUUACGUGAAAAUUCAUGUCUUAAUAAAUAAUUGAUUCAUGUGACAA
Molecule: messenger RNA, 1338 nt
Organism: Salvia miltiorrhiza (redroot sage)
Lineage: Eukaryota; Viridiplantae; Streptophyta; Magnoliopsida; Lamiales; Lamiaceae
Product: thaumatin-like protein 1
Exons: 3
Coding region: 277-1230 (317 amino acids)
Biological process (GO): defense response
Cellular component (GO): extracellular region
Source: RefSeq, a predicted model, not a curated record